Sceloporus undulatus (fence lizard) is the source of this 1361-nucleotide messenger RNA. RefSeq names its product arylamine N-acetyltransferase, pineal gland isozyme NAT-3-like. Gene Ontology annotation, molecular function: acetyltransferase activity. The record is from RefSeq and is a predicted model, not a curated record. NCBI's taxonomy places the organism in Eukaryota, Metazoa, Chordata, Lepidosauria, Squamata, Phrynosomatidae. The coding region runs from base 282 to 1097 and encodes 271 amino acids. The transcript has a single exon.
UACCAGCUGUAACCACAGAGCAAAGAAUCUUCAGAAAUUCCAGUGCAGGUAUUUUCUAGGCAAAGAAAGAAAGAAAGAAAGAAAGAAAGAAAGAAAGAAAGAAAGAAAGAACCAGGGCAACAGAUCAGAAUCAGAACCCAGCAAUUCCUGGAUUCAGCACCAUUUUUAGCACAUAAAGAACUGAAAUUCCCCCAUUUCAGGGCAACCAAAGGAGGUGAAAGCAAGGUCUGAAAGGAAUCCACUAUUUGCUGUCCUUCUCCAUCUUCCAAGUCCAUUUCAACAUGGAUGUUGGAUGUUACUUGCAUCGCAUCAGGUAUCAAGGUGCUGCUCAGCCUUCCUGGGAAACCUUGUGUCGCCUCCACCGCUGUCACCUCCUCUCUGUGCCCUUUGAAAGCCUCAGCAUCCAUUGUGGGGAACCCAUCACCCUAGAGUUGCCCGUCAUCUAUGACAAGGUUGUCCGAUGCCACCGAGGUGGCUUCUGCUUUGAGCUGAAUGGCCUAUUCUUGUGGCUACUGAAAGAAUUAGGAUUUGUUGCCAAGGGGGUGGCUGGGCGUGUCCGAAACCGCUUCACUGGGCGUUAUGGUCCUCCCUUGGACCACCUGGUGAUUUGGGUCCAUCUGGAUGAACGCCAACUCCUCUGUGAUGUUGGAUUUGGUGAAGGGUUCAUGGAACCAUUAGAGCUGCGACCAGAAGUGGAGCAAAUCCAAGAUAGUGGUAUUUUUCAGCUGGGCCUGACAGGGGACACUUGGGUUUUGGAGCACCGAGCACUGUCUGGAAGAGAGGGGAGACCCCUAUAUCAGUUCACCCUAGAAGAGAAGAAGCUGGAUGAUUUCACGGACAUGUGCCUCUAUCACCAGACAUCUCCCAGUUCCAUUUUCACAUGCAAAUCCUUCUGCUCCCUGCACAAAGAAGAUGGCGGGCGCCUGACCUACCUGGGUUGGCGUCUCAUUUCCACCAGAGGAGAGGAACGUACUGAGACUGUCCUGGAUUGCUCUGAGAUUCCAGCAGUACUCAUUGAGAAAUUUGGGAUCAAAUUAGAGAAGACCUUCAAGCCAAAGGAUGAUCAAAUUCUGCCCCCUCUUGAGGAAAAUGAUUGAUGCCAAAAUGCAGUUGUUAUUCUAUUUAGACUGUGAAAUAAUUUGAAACUGGUUGAGAUGAGAGCAUGGACACACUAAUUUUUUAAAAGGAAAUGCUUACCAUGGACACCCAGAAUUCCUGCUGGCCAUGUUGGCUAGAGAAUCCUGAGUACUGUAGUUCCCCAAAGUAACUUGUCCAAACUCUAUGCAAAGGGAUCUUGUAGCACCUUUGAACCUAACUGAAAGAGAAAAGUUGAGAGCAUGAGCUUUCGUAGACUUGAGUCU